This is a messenger RNA of Monascus purpureus, 600 nucleotides long. Lineage: Eukaryota; Fungi; Ascomycota; Eurotiomycetes; Eurotiales; Aspergillaceae. The record is from the annotation of a GenBank genome assembly.
AUGCUGUCCAUAAUAUCCUGCAUCUGUCUCCGCAGCCAUUGCUCUCCUAGCGAGAGUUCAUCCCGCAAUAGCUCUCAAGCGCAAUAUAUCCCAGGCAAUCCGAGUCACAAUCGAUCGUCUCAUCCAGAGGAUAGCACUCAUGACGACGGUUAUGGAUCUGAGGAGGGCUACACCAGCAUCGUCCCGCUUCCCCGCUACACCCCGCGUCCCGUAAGCGUGAACGAAAAGACUCUGGAAGCUCAUAUGCGCGACCCUCCUAUAUCGUCUGAGACAUAUGCGAGAGAUGAGAAGAAUCUAGAUCUGGCUUCAGACGAAGUGACUUCCGAUGUCUCAUCGGCCAUUUCAUUCCCCAGCAGCUACGGCAACACUUCAACGGCCACUCGAGAGACUCCUCCACCACCAUAUUCACCCGGUCCAUCACCGCCAGUUUCACGGCGGAUGUCGCUUUCGGAGUCCCCAAUGAUUGCUCCGCCACCAUCUGCUCAUAUUUCCCAUCCUCCGCCUACUUUCUAUCCAUUUGACUUGUCUUCUCAUGACCCUAUUCCAAGGAGAUUCAGCUCCGGCCACGGUGCACGGCGCUUCUCUUGGGAAAGCCAGUAA